Molecule: messenger RNA, 480 nt
Organism: Malassezia japonica
Lineage: Eukaryota; Fungi; Basidiomycota; Malasseziomycetes; Malasseziales; Malasseziaceae
Exons: 1
Coding region: 1-480 (159 amino acids)
Source: RefSeq, a predicted model, not a curated record
AUGGCCUACCUCGACUUUGCUCUGCGCGGUGUCGGUAUCUUUGGCAGCGGCGCCUUUUUCGGUAUGGCGCUGUCGAUCUCGACCGUGACUCUUCCCAUGCUCUUCCGCCACAAGGACAUUACUGCUCGGCAGCGCGUCGAGCUGUGGAGCGACCUGUACACGCUCGUGACGCAGCGCUGGGUGCCGUUCGGUAUGCUUUCGGCCGUCGCUUUCGGCGUUGCUGCCUACACAACAAAGUCAGACAAGUCGCUUCCAGUGGCUGCGGCAAUUUCCAUGGCCUCCAUCAUGCCCACGACGCUCAUCUUCGUCUUCCCGUACGUGAACAAGCUCAAGUCGUUCCUCAAGGGCGACUUUCCCAGUGACGACGAGGCGCUCAAGACGCUGCGCGUCUGGGGCGACGUGCACUGGCUGCGCACGAUCUGUGCCGGCCUUGCCGCUGCGAUCGGCCUGUACGACCUGGUGGCACUUCUUUCCAAGUAA